Sphenostylis stenocarpa is the source of this 939-nucleotide messenger RNA. NCBI's taxonomy places the organism in Eukaryota, Viridiplantae, Streptophyta, Magnoliopsida, Fabales, Fabaceae. The record is from the annotation of a GenBank genome assembly.
AUGAAAUUUGGGAAAGAGUUCAAGACCCAUUUGGAAGAAACCAUCCCAGAGUGGAGGGACAAGUUCCUCUGCUACAAACCAUUGAAGAAACUCCUCAAACACCACCUUCCUUCAACCACUACCACCCGCACCACCCCUCCCAUCAACCUCCCUCUUCACCUUCUCCAACAACCCUCUUCCCCACAACUCUUGCAGGCUUGGUUCGUUAGGAUUCUCAAUGAAGAGCUUGAAAAGUUCAAUGAUUUUUAUGUGGACAAAGAGGAAGAGUUCGUUAUCCGCUUCCAGGAGCUGAAAGAGAGACUAGAGCGUCUUAAAGAUAAAAGCAGCCAGAGAGAAAUGUACACAUCUGACUGUGAAUUCAGUGAAGAAAUGAUGGACAUCAGGAGGGACUUGGUUACUAUCCAUGGAGAGAUGGUACUCCUCAAGAACUACAGUUCCUUAAACUUUGCAGGACUAAUUAAAAUUUUAAAGAAGUAUGACAAAAGAACUGGAGGGUUGUUGCGUCUUCCUUUUACACAAUUUGUUCUUCGUCAACCAUUUUUCACCACCGAGUCCCUCACAAGAUUAGUUCGUGAAUGUGAGGAAAAUCUAGAACUGCUGUUUCCCCUUCAAGCAGAAGUAAUCCAAUCUAUUCCCCCUCCAGAAAAUCCGGCUAGACCACCAGUAGAUAGCGCCCCCAAUGCCUUACCUGAACCAUCCUCAACUCUUGGGGAGGAAACCAUGUACAUAUACCGUAGCACUCUUGCUGCUAUGAGAGCCAUAAAGGGUCUUCAGAAAGCAAGCUCCACUUCCAAUCCGUUUUCCUUUUCUUCCCUCUUUAGCAACCAAGAUGGUGAUGGUACUGGUGCUAUAACAGCUGAAAACUCAGCAGCAAAUUCUCCAGUGACAUUGCUGAAUGAAGAAAGCAUUGCCAAAGAGGGAGGAGCCGAUUCUGUGUAG